GUUGCUUCUUCUUCCCACUCGUCCUCGUCCUCCCUCCCCUGUUCAACAUCGGCAGCAGCCUCACACACCCGGGCUAUGCUUGUGGCAGUUUAGCUGCAGCUAGCUCCAAGUUACACGUCCUCGUCGAAACAAACGGUGCUCGUUAGCUGGAGGACACCGCGGCGCUGCCUCCCUCUCCCCACAUUUCUAACAGACUCUUCUGCCUCUAUCUGCGGCUCCUCCCCGGGGAGGAAAAAAAAGGAGCGCUUACUGGGCUUCAGUACGGAAAAAAAGUAAAGGUUCUGGAGAAUUGGAGCGGGCUAACGCGGGCGUGGUAGCAGGGGGAAAAAACCCUCUUCAUCCUUGUUAGCGAAACUUCCAGAAGUAGCAUCCACCACCAUGUCGCUGUCGGUGCCGCAGAACGGAGUGAAGGCGGACUCUGAGCCCGUUAUCGAGCUCUUUGUGAAGGCGGGAAGUGAUGGCGAGAGCAUCGGGAACUGCCCCUUCUCUCAGAGGCUCUUCAUGAUCCUGUGGCUUAAAGGAGUCGUCUUCAACGUCACCACGGUCGAUCUCAAGAGAAAGCCGGCAGACCUCCAGAACCUGGCCCCCGGCACACACCCGCCCUUCGUCACCUUCAACGGCGAGGUCAAAACUGACGUCAACAAGAUCGAGGAGUUCCUCGAGGAUGUGCUUUGCCCACCGAAGUACAUAAAGCUUGGUGCGAGACACCCUGAAUCAAACACAGCUGGUAUGGACAUCUUUGCAAAGUUUUCAGCGUACAUCAAAAACUCCAAACCCGAUGCAAAUGAGGCUCUGGAGCGCGGGCUCCUGAAGACCCUGCAGAAGCUGGACGAGUACCUCCGAUCACCGCUGCCCGAUGAGAUCGACCACAACAGCAUCGAGGACGUCAAGGUCUCCAGUCGCAAGUUCUUGGAUGGCGAUGAGAUGACUCUGGCCGACUGCAACCUGCUGCCAAAACUGCACAUAGUUAAGGUGGUGGCCAAGAAGUACAGAGGUUUCGACAUCCCCAAAGAGAUGACGGCCAUCUGGAAGUACCUGAACAUCGCCUACACGCGCGAGGAGUUCACCAACACCUGCCCCAGUGACAAAGAGAUCGAGAUCGCCUACGGAGACGUCGCCAAGAGGCUGGUCAAAUAAACCUCCUCCUCCUACCUCCCUCCCUCCACCGGUCACUGUGUAGUCACUCCGUCACCUCCCCCCUCUACACCUCCUUCCUCCCUCACUCUUCUCCCCUCUCUCUCUUUCUGCUCAGCACCAGGACUGAUGUGCUCAUCCACGAGAAAGAAAAAAACAAACUCUGGACCUCUUUUUCUUCUCCCCCCCCUCAUUUAGAGCAAAUGCAUGAACCCUCAUCCGUCUCUGUCCCACGUUUUGAUUAUUUUCUUAAGUCGGUGCAGUCGUUCCACCUCCAAUUUCUCUUGUUUAUUCAUUUGCUGAUGAACGUCCUGAGGAGUCGUGAGACAGAAAGGCAGCCGUCGUGCACGAGCGUCGUCGAUGACCACACGCCCUGAUAAGUGACCUUCAAGCUGACCUUCUCUCUGCAUGAAGGGGGGAAAAGGUCACCAGCUGUCAAUUUUCUACUUGUUUAAUAAUGAUUAUUUUGCUCUUUCUUUGCUAUAAAAAUGAAACACUGAGAAGCAGUUUUUUUUUGUCUUUUUGCUUAUUGAGAGGCGUCGUAAACAGUGUUGAAGCUUCAGUGUUUUUUGUUUAUUUUGACAGGUUUAAGUAGAAGCUGAAGCUAAUCCAAACUUAAGUGGUUUACAUAUCAGAUAAGUGAUGCUUUUACUUUUUAUUAUUGCUCAGCAAAAAUCAUUGUGACUGCAGGUAAAGCUACCUGGCAUCCAUGCUCUGAUUUCCUCAUUGCCUUAAAACAGGCAAAAACUCAGUAGAAUUGUGUUUUCCCUGUAACCGCUGCAACACUCGCAACUCAGGAAAAACAUCACCUGAGGUCUAAAACAAAUAUUCAACUCUAUGUAGCUCACAGACAUGUUUAAAGGGAUUGUUUAAGGACUUUUUUGUAAAUCACUACAUUGCCAUACAGACACGAGUCUUUCCUUCUUAUGAGUGGAGGUGAAAAGACUCUGGAGGUGAAAAGAAAACACUUAACGCUAAAGAUAUUUAUGAUAAAAACACGCCGAGCAGCGUAGCUAUGGAACGUACCGUGUGCCUGUGAACGUAUGUAACGAUACAGUAGCUCCGAGAGUGCUUUAGCGCGGAUGAAACAAAAACCAAACCUCCUUUUUGUUUUUGUUUUCUCCCGUUUGCCAUAUUUUUCAGACGUUUUGUGAUGGUAACUAAUUUUUCGACGGCAAACGUAAGUAAGGACUUGUAAAUAUUUGUUUUGGAUUUCUCAGAAUUCAACGUGUAAAUUUUCUACGUAUCAUCAGAAUUUUGAGGGCGGGCCAUUUUUCCCUCGCCUGCUUGGAUUUGAAUUCUGGACUAACCCAUUUCUCUCUGCAGAGGUUUAACAGGAAGGUUUUUUUUGUUUUUUUUUCUCCGCCCCCCCAGAGAUGAUUUCAUAACAUGUGUGAAGUUGUUCACAGAAAAAUAUCCGAGCUAUGUCGACUGAACUGAAAUAAACUUCUUAUUGGCAA
Molecule: messenger RNA, 2594 nt
Organism: Solea solea (common sole)
Lineage: Eukaryota; Metazoa; Chordata; Actinopteri; Pleuronectiformes; Soleidae
Gene: clic4
Product: chloride intracellular channel 4
Exons: 6
Coding region: 379-1137 (252 amino acids)
Source: RefSeq, a predicted model, not a curated record